GAUGUUUCAGUAUACACCCGGUCCCUCUCGCUCCGACUCUUUCUCUCUCUGCAAUGUCGCCGUUGGCCAUCGAAACGCCGUCGUAGCAUAAACCCUAGGGGUGAAGCUCGGUUUUUUUAAUUUAAGCAUCGAAGUAGGGGGUUAACUUGCUUUGGUCAUUUAUAGCUUGGACGACAGAGUUCUCUUUCAUGAUGCCUUCGAUUUUAAGCAGUUUUCGAUGUAUGGUUGACUGUGGGAACAUAGACCUUACGUUUUGAUGCUAGCUCUCACCUAAAGCUUUAUAGAUUUGGAGGAUGUGAUGCUAUAGAAGAGAUGUUGGUAAUUGUUGCCAUAAAUUGAUUGGUGUAGAAAACGGGAAAAUGGCUCAACAACAUGGGGGGGUCACCGAUGAUGGUGACGAUGAUUCCAACGAUGGUGGAGAAGUGGAUGCUUUUCAACGCUCUCUAGUUCAGGAUGAGCUCGGGAAUUUCCCAGAGCCACAUGUUGGAAUGGAGUUUGAUUCCGAACAUGCAGCCAAGUUGUUUUAUGAAGAUUACGCAAGUCAUGUGGGAUUCAAUACACGAGCGAGCUAUAAUCAGUCAAAUGGUGGCAGCACGGUUGCAUCUCGAGAUUUUUUUUGUUCCAGCAACAGUUUGAAUAAAAGAGCUUCUGAGAACUGUAAAGCUUUACUUAGAAUUGAGUUGAGAGGCAAUAACAAGUGGAUUGUAACAAAAUUUGUAAAGGAGCAUGUCCAUGCUGGUGUGAGUCAUAAUAAGGUGCAUCACCUCAAGCCGAAGAAGCACUUUGCAGAAAGUUUCAAUGACAUGGAUGGACUUCCAAGUGGCAUGAUGUAUGUGUCCAUGGAUGGGAAUACUGUUUCUCCGGAGGUGAACAAUGUAGGGAAACAUAUAUCCGGUUCAGGAUUAACGCCUACUGUGAAGCACUUUAACUCAUCAUGCUAUUCACCAAUGUGUUCCAUUCGAAGAAGAACACUAGGUAGAGAUGCUCAGAAUCUCCUCGACUAUUUUAAGAAGAUGCAGGCUGAGAACCCAGGAUUCUAUUAUGCCAUACAGCUUGAUGAAGAGAAUCGCAUGGCUAAUGCAUUCUGGGUUGAUUCUAGGUCAAGAACGGCUUAUAGUCAUUUUGGGGAUUCUGUUGUUCUAGAGGCAAAGUACAUUAAAAAUCAAUACAAUGUUCCGCUUGCUCCGUUUACAGGGGUGAACCAUCAUGGUCAGAUUAUAUUAUUUGGUUGUGCACUGCUUCUGGAUGAAUCUGAAGCUACAUAUAUAUGGCUAUUUAAGACAUUUUUGGCUGCCAUGAAUGAUCGUGCUCCCCUCUCACUAAUCACAGAUAAAGACCGAGCCAUACAGGUUGCAGUUGCCCAGGUGUUUCCGGAUGCUUGCCAUCGUGCAAGCCAGUGGCAUAUGUUGAGAGAAGGUCAAGAAAAAAUGGCCCAUGUAUGCCGUAUGCAUCCUACUUUUCAGGUGGAUCUGUACAACUGCAUCAACAUGACCGAGACAAUUGAGGAAUUUGAAUCAUACUGGUUGUCUAUACUUGACAAGUAUGACCUGAAGAAGAAUGUUUGGCUUCAAUCUAUGUAUGAUGCCCGAAGGCAAUGGGCGCCCGUUUAUUUCCGAGACACUAUCUUUGCCACUGCUUUCCCAAGUUUAGGAUACGAGAAUUCAUUUUUUGAUGGCUAUGUGAAUCAGCAGACUACUUUGCCAAUGUUCUUCAGGCAGUAUGAAAGAGCUUUGGAGAAUUCAUUUCAAAGAGAAGUGGAAGCUGAUUUUGAUACUAUGCACACAACCCCGGUGUUAAGGACACCUUCGCCUAUGGAAAAACAGGCUGCUAAUUUAUAUACGAAGAGAAUAUUUUCAAAAUUUCAAGAGGAGCUAGUCGAGACAUUUGUAUAUACAGCAAAUAGGAUUGAUGGAGACGAGCUUAACAGUACAUACAGAGUUGCGAAAUUUGAGGAUGACAACAAAGCAUAUUUUGUAUCAUUGAAUAUACCAGAAAUGAAAGCGAAUUGUAGCUGUAAGAUGUUUGAGUAUUCUGGCAUCCUCUGUAGACACAUUCUGACAGUUUUUACUGUAACUAAUGUACUCACCUUGCCAUCUCAUUACAUCUUGAAUCGGUGGACAAGAAAUGCUAAAACCACAGUUUUAGGUGAUGAUUGCAAUGAGCUGCGGGGCCAUGAAUCUCUUACAACAAGAUACAACUAUCUAUGCAAGGAAGCAAUUAGAUUUGCCGAGGAGGGGGCUACAACAACAGAAACUUGCAGUUCAGCACUCCUUAGUCUUAGAGAAGGUGGCAUGAAGGUUUCAAAUGUUAAAUCAAGCAUAGCAAAAUCUAUACCGUCGAGCUCUCAGGUAUUUGGUCUUGGUUACGAUGACCGAAGAUCAUUUGUGGAGAAUUUGGAGCUGGCCCCUUUACUGUGGCCACAACAAGAUGAUGUAGGAAGACAAUUUAAUCUUAAUGAUGCUGGUGUUCCUAGUCAACUCAUGUCCAGUUCGAAUGUCCAGCGAGUAUCGCCUGUUUUGCUUAACCGCAGCAGUCAUCUCAGUGAUAAUACGGUUGCUCUUCCUUGUCUUAAGUCAAUGACUUGGGUAAUGGAGAACAAGAACUUGACUCCAGCUGAUAGGGUAGCAGUAAUAAACCUUAAAUUACAAGAUUAUAGUAGGAUGCCUGCAGUAGAAUCUGAGGUGAAGUUCACGCUGUCGAGGGUCACACUGGAGCCCAUGUUGAAGUCCAUGGCCUACAUCAGUGAUCAGCUCUCUACCCCUGCCAAUAAGGUUGCCGUCAUCAAUUUAAAGCUUCAAGAUGCCGAAACAACAUCAGGGGAAUCAGAGGUAAAAUUCCAGGUGUCGAGGGAUACUUUGGGGGCCAUGUUGAGAUCAAUGGCAUACAUCCGUGAGCAGCUUUCAGUUGUGGUUGACCCGAAACAAGACAAUCCAGCCAAAAAGGCGCGGAAGUAGACAAUGGUUCCUUCAGUCACGUGGAUUCCUCAUUAUCUCAGGUGCCUUCCUGUCCUGUGUAUGUAAUUCAUGUUUGUAGAUGUGGCUUUUCUUGAAUCUUUGUCCAUAGAUGAGCUGAUUGAUCGCCCUCAAAUGUUAGAAGAUGAGAAUGUUGUUUGAAUUAUGUAUAUAUGUGUGUAUGUAUUAUGUAUAUAUGUGUGUUCGCCCUUA
Molecule: messenger RNA, 3164 nt
Organism: Andrographis paniculata
Lineage: Eukaryota; Viridiplantae; Streptophyta; Magnoliopsida; Lamiales; Acanthaceae
Product: protein FAR1-RELATED SEQUENCE 3
Exons: 6
Coding region: 360-2954 (864 amino acids)
Biological process (GO): regulation of DNA-templated transcription
Molecular function (GO): zinc ion binding
Source: RefSeq, a predicted model, not a curated record